AGGACUACUUAUCAAAAAAUGAUUGAAGAAAACAUUAUAUACAUAGGAUUAAAAAAGUUUUAAGACUGACGCUAGUUCUAGUUCUAGUGGGUUUAGAUUUAGAAAGUACUAGUAUAACGAAGUGAGAAGCAAGGACGUUCGUUUAGGUUCAGAAAGUACUAGUAUAGCGAAGUGAGACUGAGAGAAAAAAGGACCACAAAGAUGGCCGUCGAAUUCGACGAUGAUGACGAGGACGUGCCACAACAGGCACUAGCAGGGAAUAAGAAAGACCCGAUGCAGGCAGUAAAAGGUAUAACUUAAUGCAGUUUGCAGAUGAAGUGAAUACUAGAUCGACUCGAAAUCGAAUAUAGUCUUCUUCAUCUAUCAUGUAGUCGCGCUGUUUUCUCAGAACAAAGUAGCUACAGCAAGGGGUGACGAAGGUAAUGUGAAUUAUGCUAAAGCACGAAAAAGAUUUUGUUCUGGCUUCUGUCGUCCUCGAUUGCACUAAUAUCGCACUUGAAAUGAAUCAAACUCCUCACCAUGAAAAUCCACCUCCAACAGCCCUGAUGGGCACUGCUCGUACCAAGCUUGACGCGAUGCGUGCUCAGCUGGAUGCCAACAGCGAGAAAGUGCAACUCCUGAAGAGCGAAUUCAAAACCCUGAAGAGACAAAACGCCCAUUUGACCAAGCAGCAACAGGGGAGCCUACAGGAACUGGAAAGCGGUCUUGGAAAAUAG
This is a messenger RNA of Amoebophrya sp. A25, 716 nucleotides long. NCBI's taxonomy places the organism in Eukaryota, Dinophyceae, Syndiniales, Amoebophryaceae. The record is from the annotation of a GenBank genome assembly.